This is a messenger RNA of Podospora bellae-mahoneyi, 3648 nucleotides long. RefSeq lists its product as uncharacterized. Gene Ontology annotation, cellular component: division septum. Lineage: Eukaryota; Fungi; Ascomycota; Sordariomycetes; Sordariales; Podosporaceae. Gene Ontology annotation, biological process: division septum assembly. The transcript is spliced from 3 exons. The coding region runs from base 1535 to 2749 and encodes 404 amino acids. The record is from RefSeq and is a predicted model, not a curated record.
GUUUGUUUGUUUAUGUUCCGGAUGGUAUCUACCGGGCUCGUGUCACUUAUCAUUUGGCUUGGUGUACCGGCAGCUCGACAUUAGCUUAAACCGUCUCACAAGUUUACAACGGACAUCACACGUGCCCCGCACUUCGAUGAUUAGAGAGAAGCCCGAAACUCCCAACGUUGGCUGGAGCCAAGAUGGUUGCUUUUGGACCAACACAUCGCUCAGCAAAAUGAGUCUAGUCCUGCAGGAACCACUGAUGAGGAUCCGUCCGCCCGCCGCAAGUCAUGAUUUCUGAUAGUGUAUGUGUUUUGUAAGUUGCUGUGAGGAACCACGAUCCACUUCGGUUCCCACCUCUCGGCAGCCCUGAGCUUGGACUUGGACUUGGCUCUUCUACUUCGUAGCUGGGCCACUCGCACAGACAGGGCAGACAGGCAUUCAGAUUUCGACAUCGCAAGGCUGCCUCUCUCAGUCUCUCUCACCUUUUUCCUAUUCUCAUCCCGCUGGCCCAGCAGUUCAGCCGUCUCACCUCCUGCAGGCAAAGCAAGCCCGCUGAGACUGUCGUCGUCUCUGCCCGGGGCGCUGGGUCGCUGUGUCUUUGUUCCUCCCACUCCACCUGUCCCGCUGCCGCUGGCUUCUAUUAGAGAUCUCGAAACCUCACAUCUCGGACCUAGCAGCUUUGCCUCACACGGAGCCUUCCCUCCUUAAUUUAUAGGACCGUGGCUAUAGCUACCGACCGCUGGAAGUUUAAGGCGGGCCUUGGUACUAGCAGCUUUUGGAAAAGGGCCUACCUUCAUACCUAAGUUGCUCCCCCUCAAGAAACCUGAAAGGAAUUCCCAUUUCCCUUUCGGCCUUGGUUGCAAGGUGGGUAUCACUUGGUUGUCGCAUUGUAAACUCCGGGGUCGGUAUCCGCUGUGAGAUCGCCCAGCCGCAGAGUCCACUGAAAGGCAAGGAACCCGCAGGAACACGCCGGGCUACAAUCUCGGCGCAGACAGCACCCAAGUUACCAACGCACCUGAGCGGCCGAGCUCGACGACACAAAGACACACGGCGGCUCGAGGGGUCUUUUCAUUUGGCCCCCUCCUCCCCUCUCACCCCCCCCCCAACGACUGCUAAAAAAUAAGCCUGCACCACAGCAGCCUCCAUUCGUACUCCAUUCGUAUCCAACCCGUCGUUGCUUGCGUCUUGCAAGAGAUCUCCACCCACCUUGGAAACCCCCCUUCGCCCAUUUCCCAGCAGCACCGACACACGCGACGAAAGAAGACCUCGACUCCAGUACAGUGUGCCUCGCUGCGGCGGACGCCGAAGGUGAUGUCCGUGGUUGUCGCAACCUCACCCAGCUUAUCGAUACAGCGCCGGCGACACCCCAGACGAGCCCCUCACCUCGGACAGCCCUCACGCCUGAUCCCAUCGCUUCAAGCCGACGUCUGCGGGACGGUCCUGUUACUGAUGAUUGGCGAAGGCCGCCGCGGCUUGCCUGAACGACAAUAAACGAUAAUAACAGUAAAGUUUAAUUGGAAUCGGUGCGGGCGCCUCACCCACCAGCAAGAUGAAUAAUACAGCUGCGACGGUGAGGAUAUCCGGGCCUCCAAACAGUAGUUUUCUGGUCGGCUACCCGGGCAUUUCGGCGACACUGCCCAGGAUAGUAGGCAAAGUCGAAAUUCGGCCGGGUGCAGGCUAUACAGCGCCAGUGCAAAUAUCCAUGGUUCGCAUAUGCUUACAGCGACGAGAAACGAUACAUCCAGCGGCGGAAAACAUGGCGCGGAGGCAUUUGGGCACCCCGAGACGAGAGACGGUCGAUUUAGUAGGGAAGGAAGUGCUGCUGUUCCGGUGCGUGUCGGGAAAAGAGGCCGAGAGCGUGAUUGCGAUGGAUCUGCCGUUCCAAAUAUUCAUCCCUUUCGGACGGGGCGGCGAAGAAGUAAACCGCCGCAUUCCUCCAGCAAGCAUCCAACUAGCCAGCCGAAUCGCCGAAACCUACUAUGAGCUGGUGGUCACAGUCCAACAAGGCUCGAGCAUGCAAAACCGAUACGCGUUCCCAAUACCUCUUCAACGAUACGACACCCUCUCCACAUUCGGCAUGUACAACCGCCCAGAAAGCAAGGUGGUGACGGCGGACAACAUUGUGACGUUGGGGAUUUCGCUGCCAAAGUGGAGUUAUGGGCCAUUAGAUCCCAUAACGGUGUACAUUAAGCUUGCGCCAAAUCCGGACUGGCUGAACAAGGCGCGGAAGGUGACGAUACAAAAGAUUACGCUGGCCAUCGAGGAGGAGAUCACGUUCAACCCGGAAGGAGACGAGCCAACGAAGAAGGUCAGCAAAAUCGCCAAACACACGCAGCAGGUAGGGACCAAGAUCCCGGAAACUGGAUAUGUUACCAACUUGGGGCUCGUGUUUCCUGCGCGAGACCUUAGGGAUUCGGAGGGUAUUGUGAAAAGGGGCAAGCCGGGAUUUCCGCUAUAUGAGGUCACCAGCUUUACGACGACGUCGAUACUGUACAAAAUUGAAUUCUUUUUGACGAUCAAGGCACAUCUAACAUCUGCCCGCGAUAUCACAUUACGGCAACCAAUUGUGAUUUGUCCAAUGGACCAACAGGCUUGCAAGGAGGAAAUGGAUGCUAUUGAGCAAGCAGCGAAAGAUGCCUCACAUGUUGACCCAAAUAACCCAAAGCUGCCGGAUCGAACGAUCAUCUUGGCACACGAUAGGGAGGCCAUUCGGUACCUGGGGCUGUGCGAAGUUGGAGGGAUGAAGAAGAUGCUGAUCGAAUAACGGCCGACAGCAGAUGGAUGGCUGGAAACGGAAAGCACCAAACGAAGAGCGACGAACCGCCGGAUUCAACCUAUCCAUCGCCCUCUGGAUGGAACUCGCGUCGCGUUCUUUCUUUUCGGUUGUAUCACACGAAUUUUUUGCGUCAAAUAAGUUACACCUUGACUAAGACGCCGUCACCGUUGCUCAACGAGAUAUUUACGAAGACAACCGUCUGACGUUCGGAAGAGACAGCUCUCGGAUAAAAAAAGAGUCCCACAGCGCUUUGACAACGACCAAAGAAUAAAAGGACCUUGAGGCCCCAGUACACCAUGCGCAAGGGCCUGAACCCAGGUUACUGGGAAUGAAGAAGCCUUUAUAUUGCGCUCUACUCUAGCCACUGACUAAAUACAUCGCUUCAAUGGCGGGGGUAGUAUUAUAGCCCAAAUGAGCGAUGGGAGCUCUAGAUGGACUAACUGACGUCCCUAUGGGCCACUCGGCGUGGUGGCCCAGAGAGUUUAUUAUUGGGGUGAUUUUGGAAGGCGUUGAAACUUGAAAGAGGGGGAGGGGGUCAUGUUUCUGAUGACAUGGUGUUAUACAAACGGUUGGGAUCAUGAUGGAUUUGUUUGAUGUCCUGAAAUGGACGGGAAUACCCCCUAUGUUUUGCAUCUGACGAUGAUGUCUUCUGUCAGCUUCAGGGGAAAUGAAGGAGGGGGGGGGGCAAGGUUUGGAUGUAUAUAUACCUAUAGUUAAACAACUUCACCCGCAACAAGGUUGGUGAUGAUGAUGAUGAAGGAUUAGUUGGAUGGAAUUUGAUGGAGGAGAAUAAGAUGAUUUUAAGGUGGUGAUAUCCCAACACCAGACAUCCAUCCGAUUUUAUCAGUGUUUAGAUGUGAAGUAACACAUAUGGGCACAUACACACA